AUGAGCGGACGUGAGAAUCGCGCGCAAGAAGAAAGAAUCUGCAAAAUAUGCACCGGAAGAGCUACUGGCUACCACUUUGGCGUAAUGUCAUGUGAGGGAUGCAAGGGAUUCUUCAGACGAAACGUACAAAAGGGGGCUAGAUUUAUUUGCAAUUAUGAGAAGAAUUGUGACGUGACUGGCGAGCGGAGAAAAAACUGCCAAGCUUGCCGUAUGGCUAAAUGCGAGAGCACCGGCAUGAGACGAGAUAGAAUCAUGAUCGGUCAGCAUCGAAAGAAUCGACGUACCGAAGAGCGCCGACGGAAAGAGGCCGAGAAAGCCGCGGCCGAAGCUGCUGCUGCAGCAGCUGCCGCUGCUUCUAAUGAGCCGAAAUCUCCAGAGGAAGAGAAAAUGAUCAUCAAAACUGAAUCUCCGCAAGCUACAAAUGAGGCUGAACCAAGGAGUAAUGAUAGCGCGCCUUUCAUCCCCAAUUUGGGUCCGACCGGGCCAAUCGUACCCACCGCUACUCAAUUCUCUUACCCUGACAUCAAGCGUGAAAAGACCUCGCCUCCCCUUCCCCAGUCGCCGGUGACACCUCAACAAGCAAUGCCAGCAGUGCCCCCUCAAGCCGUCGCCUCUCCCAUUGCACCGUGCCAUCCCGGCCUUGCGAUUUCGAAUUCAUCUCCUUUACCUAAUGUAGCACCGCAAUUCCCGCAAACCUUGGUCCAUCAGAAUCCUCUGGGCGUACCGCCUAAUCCCCAUCCUCAGGCGGCGGCGGGCUUUAACAAUUUUCUCGACGCAGCACAAAACAGUUGGAACCCACAGUUUCAGUACGGUCGAGUUGGUAUGCCCCAGCUUCCUCAUCAUCCUCCUCAAAAUUCUAUCCAACCACCUCAGCAAUCUAUCAGUCUCCCGUUAGUUUCCACCCAGCAACAAGGUCCUUUCAUCCCAAGCAAUAUCUUCGAUUCUACUCUUCCCAACUUGAAUCCACAAAGAAAUAACAACAAUUAUAACAUGGAUCAAAUCUUUGGCCAAACACUUCAAUCCGCUAUAACAGAGGCUCCAAGCCUACUCGACAGUCCUGCAAUCACUUCAAAAACCCCGCAAAUACAAACAGAAGAAUUACCAAACGGAAACUCGAAUGGCGACUCUACUGGUUGUCCAACGCCAAAUAAUGUCGCCGGAUCGUCGAUAAAUUCGACCGAAUCCUCCACGCUCGGCGUUGUUUUGGCGGCGAGAAAAGCCUUUGAUAUGGAAAAUAACUAUCUGAUGAAUGCUAGACAUCAUGGAUACAUUGCUCAGCAAAUUCAGGAAAAGAAGCAACGCGACUUGUGUGGCCGCAAAAGCCCAAACACGGAUAGCCAACUAAGUAGUGCAAGCUACGAGAGACUGGCGCAUUGGGUCGAGUCAACCACCGAAUACACAGCUGUUUCGCACGAAGACCUGGACAGCAAGAACCACGAACCGUUGACGACGCCGAAUGGAUCGCUUCAGAGCAACGAGAGGAUAUUUGUGCAACAUAACAACUCCACCGGGCUGUUUGACGAAUUUUCGAUGCACAGCGUUUCAGACUCUUCAGUUCUUUCGAAAAGAACGAAAUUCGUCGAAUUUCUGGCCGAUUUGAUGGAGUCCGGCAUCAAGCAAAUCAUCAACUACUGCAAGCUAAUCCCAGAGUUCGUCUCGCUUUCACUUGGCGACCAAAUUCAACUCCUCAGAAACACUAUUCUAGAGCUGCUUAUCCUCAAGUGCUUUUUCGAUUACAAGGAUGGCUCUUUUGUCAAUGGAGCUAAAGGAUUGUGGCUUUAUCGGGAGGAUUUUCUCUUCGCCACGAGUGACACGAGUUUUAUCGAUAAUAUGAUGGAACUUAUGGCAAAAAUGGCUGAAAUCAACAUGACCGAAGAAGAUACUCUCCUACUCAUGCUCGUUGCGCUCUUCUCAGACGACCGGCAAAACAGCUGCAUUGCGGAUCGCAACAAAAUCGCUGCGUCGCGAGAUCAUUUCCUCGGAAUCAUGGAGCGCGCCGGCCUGACAGAUUCGCGCGACAGAAGACAUACGAGUAAGGUGUUGCUUCUUUUGCCGCUCCUGAGAACGCUCAAUACAUCGUUCAUGGAAGUUCUCAAGAAAGUUCAGCAAAACACGGCGGUCGACAUGCGCACGAUUUCGAAGCUAAUUCAGUUUGACCUGAAAAUUUACACCAGCGGGAACGGGCCGAGUAGCCGUGCGAGCGAGACUAGUAGCGAUAGGCCGGAGAUGUCGACGGAGCCGGACGAUCCUACAUCGUUCGUUAACUAUUUCGAGUUAAGUUGCCCGGUCGGUUUCUCAGCCCGAUAA
Oikopleura dioica is the source of this 2307-nucleotide messenger RNA. The record is from the annotation of a GenBank genome assembly. Lineage: Eukaryota; Metazoa; Chordata; Appendicularia; Copelata; Oikopleuridae.